Messenger RNA from Panonychus citri (citrus red mite), 1649 nucleotides. RefSeq names its product U-scoloptoxin(11)-Sm5a-like. The transcript has 4 exons. Bases 559 to 1215 code for a protein of 218 amino acids. Lineage: Eukaryota; Metazoa; Arthropoda; Arachnida; Trombidiformes; Tetranychidae. The record is from RefSeq and is a predicted model, not a curated record.
UUGAACAGUUUAACUCAUCUCAACUCUUCUCAUUUUCAUUUAUUGUUAUCACGAAACAAUAACAUCUCAUAUUAACUAAUUGUUGCGUCGAAUUUUCAUCUUUACCAAGUUCAUUCUCUCUCUUUCUCUCUCUAACUAACUCGCUCACUCCUUGUCUCUGUCGUUAUCAUUUCAUCAUAUUCAUCAUCAUCAUCAUCAUCGUCGACAUCAUCAUAUUCCCAAUCAUCGUAAUCAUCACCAUCACAAUCAUCAUAAUCUCAAUAACCUUUCAUCUUUUUAGUCAAUAAUUUAUUUGAUUAGAUUGAGAAUCACCAAUAAAAUUGAUUUGAUUGUGAAUAAUUCAACAAAUAAUUGCAACAAUUUACUGUUAAAUUGUUAUUCUUUUCUGUGUUCAUUCAAUCAUCUAAUUACUAGUUGAACCUUUUUUUUUGUUUUCUGCUUAAUGGAUUAUUAUUGAUACUUUUUGAUCAAAGUGACAAUCAUCAAGUUUACAGUUUACUACAAUUGAUUCAAAUUAGACUAAAAAACUUUCAUUCCAAUUAAAUCAAAAUCAUCAUCAUGUUACUUUGGAUUCGAAUUAUUUUAUUUCUUAUUCUCACAUUUUCGACUAAAUUUUCUUAUGGACAAACUAAAAGAGAUUAUGAAGACCAAUCAAAUUUACCUGAAUGUUCCCAUGAUUAUUCUGUGUGUGGUUAUGUUGAACUGAACAACAUGGGAAUCAGUUCACAAAGUAUUUGUCAAUGUAAAGAUUUCAUCUCAUGUCCUGAAUCAUUUGAUCGUUUCGAUGGACGAACUUUGUCUCAUGGAUUAAAUCAGUAUAAGUAUUGCCAAGAAGCUCCUCGUUUAAAAAAAUGUUCGCAUGAUGAAAUUGUCUAUAGUUCGAUCAUCGAGUAUGAUGAGAAUUUCCAACUGAUCAACAGUGACAAUCGAAUUCACUGUGAAUGUCCACCAAGACAUAUUUUUGUACGAAAUUCAACAAAUACUCACACAAGGCCUAAUGGAGAAACGAUCAUUAAAACUCUAUUGAAAUGUUCAUUGCCUAAAAUCUGUAAACCUCAAGAAAACUGUAUGACAAUUAGUCAAUCAUCUCAUUCGACAUUUAUUAAGAAAUUAUGUAAUUGUCCAAUGGAUUCAUUUUGUCCAACGGACACUCGAUAUGCCGCUGAAGUCAUGGACUUUACUAAAGGAUCAGCAUUUUCAAUGAAUUGUAUUUAAACAAUAAACAACAUUACAAUUAGUAUAAUAACAAUAAUAAUAAUAAUAAUAAUAAUUUCAUCUCAAUCAUAUUUUAAUCAUCUAAAACCAUCCAAAUCAUAUCACACAUCAACACCAUGACCAUAUCACCACCAAGAAACACGAUCAAUAUCAAAUCUGCAUUUAUAUUUGUCUUCAUCAACAUUUCUCAGCACUUGAAAUUCAUCAUUUUCAACUCGAAAACUUGAAUAAAAUCACUUUUUCAUCUGAAUCAUUAAUAUUUAUUUACGAUACGAUACUUGAGUUCAUCAUCAACCCUUUUCUUUGAUACCAAUCUCCUCCACAGGUCAAGAGCUUAUGGAACCAAUCAACAGUUAUCUGUCAUAUAAUAUUUUUGGUUCAAUUCUAAUCAAAUCGGUUAACUAAAUAUUCACAUAAUUUCAUCAGAGAACUGA